AUGUCGUUAGUCAAACGUGCCCGAACAUCAGGACCAGAAUCUUCUUCCAACGCUUUAAUUCAGACGCAACAAAAUGAAAGAUUAACAAGACUCAACGCGCCUACCGUCCAACUUAGUGGGCAUGAAGGCCCUGUUUUAGCAGUGAAAUUUGAUCCAACUGGAGACUACAUAGCUUCAAGUGGUAUUCAACGUGAUAUUUUCAUUUGGAAAACGUACGAAGACAAUGCUCACCUUCUUACUCUCUCUGGUCAUAAACGUGCUGUGCUCGAUAUUGCAUGGUCGCGCGACGGUUCACAACUUUUUUCGGCUUCAGCAGACCAUACUGUAGCCACAACCGACGUAUACACAGGUGCACGCGUGCGCAAACACUUGGUGGUCACGGACCCUGCCAGUCCAGACUCGGGAAUGGUUAACUCACUCGACACAGUGCGCCGUGGCACUGAAUUAAUUAUUGCAGGCACUGACGCAGGCAUCGUCGCCGUGUUCGAUCCACGUGACCGGUUCCCAGUGUACACUAUUCGGCCUCGACCAUUUCAAGCACGCAACCCAGCAGCAUCCAAUCUACCAAUUCUAGCAGUUGCUACCAACAAUGACGGGUCACUUCUUUUUUCAGCAGGUAUCGAUGAUGCCAUUAGCGUUUGGGAUCCACGUACACUUGGAGGCGAGUCUAAUAGCUUUGAUAAGCCUGUGCUUACACUUGCUGGCCAUACAAACUCGGUGACGUCGCUGAGCGUGUCGCCUGAUAACGAAACUCUGCUUUCAAAUAGCAUGGACUCUACAGUUCGCACAUGGAAUAUUCGUCCAUUUGUGCCUGGAUCUCCUAUGGCUGCAGCACCAGGUUCUACAGGUUAUUAUACUACACUUGCCACGCCAAGUCCACGCGCAGGACGGGUGUUGGAUGGUGCACCAGCGGGAAUUGAAAGCCGAUUGAUGCGUGCUGCAUGGUCAACAUUCCCCAUAGGCCGCGAUGGUAUGCGUGGAACCCAUAUUGCGGCUGGCGGCGGCGACCACACUGUGGCUAUAUGGGAAGCACGUUCAGGCCAGCUGUUAAACAAAUUGCCUGGUCAUCAGGGAGCUGUCACUGAUGUUUGUUUCUCACCUGCUGAGCCCAUCAUUGCCUCUGCGUCUUCCGAUGGCACAGUGAUUUUGGGUGAAAUUCCAAGUUUGCGUGUUUGA
Messenger RNA from Magnusiomyces paraingens, 1176 nucleotides. RefSeq lists its product as uncharacterized. The record is from RefSeq and is a predicted model, not a curated record. Gene Ontology annotation, molecular function: protein binding; RNA binding. Bases 1 to 1176 code for a protein of 391 amino acids. Gene Ontology annotation, cellular component: catalytic step 2 spliceosome. The transcript has 4 exons. NCBI's taxonomy places the organism in Eukaryota, Fungi, Ascomycota, Dipodascomycetes, Dipodascales, Dipodascaceae.